CUAAUCCAGAGCCGUAAAACAUAUUAUUCAAAAAAGCUGUUUCUUUCCAAAAGAACCUCUCAAAAAAACACGUGCGGAUUGAGUGCGAGUUGGUUUUGCAAUAAAUUUGUCAUUUUAAUUGAUUGGUAAAAACAAGCAGCAUUAGUGUAACGUAAUCUGAAUUGUGCACUAUAAAUUAAAACAAUGCCUAAGUCUAAGAGGGAUAAGAAAGUUUCUUUAACAAAAACAAAUAAAAAGGGCCUGGUUUUGAAACAAAAAACUAUUGAAGAAAUCCGGAAUUCAUUGUCCAAAUAUGAACACAUUUUUCUUUUUACUGUUGAUAACAUGAGAAACACAAAAUUAAAAGAUUUACGAAGUGAAUGGAAAGAUUCAAGAUUCUUUUUUGGCAAAAACAAAAUUAUGGCUGUAGCACUGGGAAGAAGCAAAACUGAUGAAGUUGAAGAUCAACUUAAUUUGCUUUCCAAGAGGUUAAAAGGUCAAUGUGGUUUGUUGAUGACGAACAGGGAUGUAUUAGAUGUUCUACAAUGUUUUAAAACUUAUUGUGCGACGGAAUUUGCUCGUUCUGGUUUCAUAGCAACUAAAGAUAUUACGUUACCAGCUGGACCUUUAAAAGAUUUUUCACACACUAUAGAACCACAUCUUCGACGACUUGGUCUUCCAACAUCCCUUGAGAAAGGAGUCAUUCAUUUAAUAAAAGAAUUUAAGGUAUGCAAAAAAGGAUCACCUCUGUCACCAGAACAAGCAAGUAUAUUAAAACUUUUCGGAAUUCAGAUGGCACAAUUUAAAUUAGUUAUAAAAUGUCACUGGACCAAAGGGAAAGGUUUUCAUAAGGAUAUCAACAUACCAAGUGACAGUGAAGAUAAUGAUGAUGACAAUGAAGAAAACAUACUAGAAGACGAGGAGAUGCAAGAAGAUGAAACCUAAAUAUAUUAUUUAGUAUUUUAAAUUU
Molecule: messenger RNA, 949 nt
Organism: Chilo suppressalis (striped riceborer)
Lineage: Eukaryota; Metazoa; Arthropoda; Insecta; Lepidoptera; Crambidae
Source: the annotation of a GenBank genome assembly